CUCGACGUGGAGUGCCUGCCAAGAUCUUUCCACAGCGACAUCACGUCCUUCCUGGACAAUCUCUACAGCCUAGACUCGCGCGUCUUCAGCCUGCUUGUCCAGUCUAGUGACUUUGCCAGCUUGGCUGCGAUGCUCGCGGAGCGACGGGAGUACAUCAAACUCACGCAGUCUAACCUCAACGAUGCGGUCCGCAAUGCAGCCUGUGGCGGGGAUGUGACUGAACUGCUCCUCACCGAAUUCGAUGGCAGCAGCUUCCAUGUCAGCGAGGAAGUCCUGGCGGGUGCGGCGCAGAACCCGACUCAAGGCCUCCAGGCCAUGACAGCACUCAUCCGCCAUCGUCCACGCGAGGUCAUCCUCACCGAAGGCGUCAGUCGGGCAAUCUUGGCAAACUCUGAGCAGGGCAAGCAGAUUUCACAGCUGCUCUACGAGCAGACUGGCCAAAAGGUCCAGCUCACAAGGAACCUCGUGCUUGAGGCUGUCAACAGCACUUGGUCGUGGAAAUGGAUGCUGCCACACGUUUUGGAACAGGGAUUGGAUGCUCAGACUUUGCGCGAGGUGGUAAUGGCGGCCAUUGACAAGAACAUCAAGGGCGAGACCAUCAUCCAGUCCUUGCUGGGGGAGGGCACGUUCCAAGUCGUGAUCGAUGAGGAGAUGCUCAUCACAGUAGCAAGCAAUCCCACGAACGCCAAGAGGCUAGUAGAAACGCUGCUGCAGCAUCGGGGCGAAGACCUGCUUCCGCUACCUGAGAGAGUGCUGGCGGCUUGCAUGAGACAUCCAGAUCACGGCUGCGACCUUCUCGACCUCAUCGAACGGCAUCAAGGCCUCGAUGCGAUCAUGAAGACCCUAGUCGAUACUUCUUGCCCCGACCUGUGGGACUUUAUCCGUGAGCCUUUCCGGGUCCGCACUCUGACAAACACCACCAGCGGAGGGAAGAUGUACCUCGACCAGGGCCAACCGGCGCUGUGGUGGGCUCUGCUGCACGAUCAAGUGCCCCUUACGCAGCAACUGAUCAAUAUGGGCGCAAACCUCGACGUCAACCACUAUGAUCAUGGCCCUCCCAUCCUCAUCGCGGCGGUUCUGAAGAACACAAGUAUGGCGCGCCUGCUCCUGUCCAGCGGCGCCAAGCUCGAGCCGUACAUCGAUACGAGCAUAUUCCGCUAUCCGUUGCGAGUGGCAGUGGAGCUAGAGGACGUGUCAAUGCUCCAAGCUCUCGUUGAUCACGGGCUCGAUGUGAACAAGCCCAUCGCCGGAGGCACUAAGACCGCACUACACUUUGCUGCCCGCCUCGGGACGAUGCCCGUCGUCGAGCUGCUUCUUGCCCGCGGCGCGCAGGCCGAUGUGUACGACAGCCAGGAUAUGACGCCUCUGCACGAGGCUAGUGCCCGAGGCAACACGGAGGUCGUCCGCAAGCUGCUCGACCAAGGUCGUGCCGAUGUGAACUGCGGUCGGGAAGGGUUGAGGCUCACGCCUCUGGCACAGGCCGUGCUUUUCGGGCGGGUAGAGACGGCGAAGCUGUUGCUGCAGCGGGGGGCGGAUGUGCGUGCGAGGCAGCCAAAUGGAUACACGCUGCUGCACUCUGCUGCGGGUUGGGGUCACGUCGAGGCUGUCGCGUUGCUGCUUGAAUAUGGAGCGGACAUGAACGCGACCACGGAGGAUGGGGAGACCCCAAAGGACUGGGCUCAGAAGCGAGGGAGGGACGCCGUGGUCGCUUUCUUUACUGCUCAUGCGCAAGAUCAGGACUGGGUGAAAUUGUAACGUCAGUCAUCAGGCAUCGACUGGCUCCUUGAGCAUCGACAUGCAUCGGCGGAGCUCGAGUAGUGUGGCGACGUUCGAAACAUUUGGAAAUACGAACUAACGUAAUCCACAAGUGAGCGGG
Microdochium trichocladiopsis is the source of this 1876-nucleotide messenger RNA. Its product is annotated as ankyrin repeat-containing domain protein. Lineage: Eukaryota; Fungi; Ascomycota; Sordariomycetes; Xylariales; Microdochiaceae. The transcript has a single exon. The record is from RefSeq and is a predicted model, not a curated record. Bases 130 to 1755 code for a protein of 541 amino acids. Gene Ontology annotation, molecular function: protein binding.